This is a messenger RNA of Polypterus senegalus (gray bichir), 2271 nucleotides long. RefSeq names its product zinc finger protein 501-like. NCBI's taxonomy places the organism in Eukaryota, Metazoa, Chordata, Cladistia, Polypteriformes, Polypteridae. Bases 185 to 1504 code for a protein of 439 amino acids. The transcript is spliced from 3 exons. Gene Ontology annotation, biological process: regulation of transcription by RNA polymerase II. Gene Ontology annotation, molecular function: RNA polymerase II cis-regulatory region sequence-specific DNA binding; DNA-binding transcription factor activity. The record is from RefSeq and is a predicted model, not a curated record.
CGUCAUCCAGGGCGACAGCUACUGAAGCCACGCUGCCACCCCGCAUUGUAGCGACUGCUGCACGAGAGGAAGACUGGUUGGGGUAAAGAAGGAGUUUCAACGGGGCUUGAACGUAUUUCGGGUUUUGGAGGCGCACUUUAUACAUGUAGAGAAAGACAAAUCUGCCAUUUACUGUAACGUUUAAAUGGAUGUGAAAGAGGAGACGUGUGAGGCUGACAUGAAUAUCAUGGAGGCGAGGACCAUAAAUGUUAAGGAGGAGGACUGUGAGUGGGAGAGUGUCCACCCCAAACAGGAGAGUCUGGACAUCAAGGAAGAGGACAGUGAACUGGGGUCAGUGAGUAUUAAAGAGGAGUGUGUCAGCACUGAGGGUGUCAAAGAAGAUGACCUUCAUUAUGGACAUCAAGAUGGAGCAGUGACCGGGUUAGUCUCUUCUCAUAGCAGACACUCUUCAUCUCCGGAGUCUUCUAUCAAUGUAAUGUAUGAAUCAUUACAGUCUGACACAAAGGGGACUGAAGAUCAGCCACCACCGAAGACAUCAGCUGAAGCAAGUAUCAAACUUCACUGCUGUUGCGAGUGUGGCAAACUCUUUCCUGACAUGAGUAAACUUCAGAGCCACCAAAGAAUUCACACAGGUGAGAAGCCAUACUGCUGCCAUGAAUGUGGAAAGCAGUUCUCUAACAUUAAUAAUCUUCAGAAACAUGUUAAAACUCACGCAGAACAGAAGGCAUAUUGCUGCUCUGAAUGUGGCAAAAAGUUUUCACGGACAAGCGAUCUUCAGAACCACCAAAGGAUACACACAGGGGAGAAGCCAUAUGCCUGUUCUGAAUGUGGUAAACAGUUUUCAAAAAGGAGCAAUUUUCACCGCCACAAAGUAAUCCACACGGGACAGAAGCCAUAUUGCUGUUCUGAAUGUGGUAAGCAGUUUUCAGAAAGAAGCAAUUUUCAACGCCACAAACAAAUUCAUACAGGACAGAAGCCAUAUUGCUGUUCUGAAUGUGGCAAAACGUUUUUACGGAGAAGCGAUGUUCAGAGUCACCAAAGAAGUCACAGAAGGGAGAAGCCAUAUGAGUGCUCUGAAUGUGGUAAGAAUUUCUCACAGGGUAGUGCUCUUCAGAGACACCAAAGAAUCCACACAGGACAAAAGCCGUAUUGCUGCCCUGAAUGUGGUAAAACGUUUUCACGGAGAGGCCAUCUUCAGAACCACCAAAUAAUUCACACAGGGGAGAAGCCGUAUGACUGCUCCGAAUGUGGCAAAAAGUUUUCGCAGAAAGGCCAUCUUCAGAGACACCAAAGAAUUCACACAGGAGUCAAGCUGUAUUGCUGCCCUGAAUGUGGAAAACAAUUAUCUUCCCGUAGUUAUCUUCAGACCCACAUUAAAAUCCACACAGGUGAGAAGCAGUUUUUCUGUUUUGAAUGUGGCAAGGAGUUUUUACACAGAAGCUGUCUUCAGAGACAUGAAAGAAUUCACAUAAUUGACAAACUCCCCAACCUUGUCCACAGAUGAACACCGCAUAAUAUGUUAAGGAGUAGAAAAAGUUUGAUGAAAACGCAAAAGAAUAAAUUAAUGUAAUGUGGUAAGUACAACAGCCUCAUGUAGGCACAGAACUUUACCCAUGCAUGCCUUAUGACGGGCGAACUGUGACCAGAAGGUGAAGGCCUAAUCAUAGGUGCACAAAAGAGUGGCUUGGACAGGUGGUUCAGAUAAGAAUUAGAAAAAAAUUGCAAAAAAUAAUCCGAAAAUGUCCCUUCUACUAAAGAGAACUGGAAAAAGUCAAAUGUCUGCUUGCUGGGUUCAAGGUACCGAUCGCUGAAGGGUUAGGGAAAGUCACUGGGACCACAACUCGGACUGCACAAUGGAAAAUGAGAAAUGAGGAGGUGCAGGUCACUUGUAGCACAGCAAUACUGACUGACUGAAAAAUAGAGGAUAGAAAACCAGUAUCGGUUCCUGGCGAGUACUCGGUCCUAAGAAUGGAGAGGCAAGAGAGUAACAAAAUACCAAGAAAUGCAGUCUGAGAUGUGACAAAUGAAAUGUGGGAUGAAAGAAAAAAAAAAAAACAAACAAAACAACAGUUCUAGGAUCAACAGGCCUGAUAAAGAAUAACUUUUAGAGCCAUCAAAUUAGUAUAACUUCUUACGACCUACAAAAGUAUCUUUAUUAGGAACAAUGCAGGUUCUAAAUUGAGUCUGUGGGAAACUUAAGAGCAGCGUUUCCCAAACUCGGUCCUGGGGAACCCCGUGGCUGCAGGUUUUUGUUCCAACCAGAUUCCUAAU